AAAAGAUUAAAAAAGAAACCAGCUAAGAGGACGUAAUUUGCGUGGUUAUCAAUUGACCAGCGCAACUGCCUCUCUCCUUACCAUCACCAUUCCAAAUGUCCCAAAUAAAUACCUCUCCCUCCACCUCUUGCUGCAGCCGCUACCCCCGUCAGCGGCUGAAGGUGGGAUCCAACCGUCGCAAUGUCAUCGCCCGCCGGAGCCCCCACCCUCCUCCCCUUACUCAUCUCCGCCAUCUCUCUCCUCCUCUUAACCGUCACCGUGGCCGCACAAGGGCCGCUACCGCCGCCGCCCGCCACCUCAGCACAAUCUCCCGUCAGCCCUGCGCCGCCGAACCCUAAUGGCAGCGCCGGGAACUUGACCGCUGCUGUCCGCGGCUUCGCACCUUCGCGCGAGUUCUUAGUCGCUCACAACAAGGUACGGGCGUCCGUAGGGGAGCGGCCGCUGCGGUGGGACCGUGCGGUCGCCAGGCACGCGCGGGAUUGGGCCGCUCGCCGCGCGGCGGACUGCCAGAUGAAGCACUCGUACGGUAAGUACGGUGAGAACCUGUUCUGGGGCAGUAGGGACCACUGGACCCCAACCGAGAUCGUGCAAUCCUGGGCGAGCGAGGACAAGUACUACAACGCGCAGAAUAACGCGUGCGCUGACCGCAAGAUGUGCGGCCACUACACCCAGGUGGUGUGGAAGGACACCGCGCGUUUAGGGUGCGCGGCGGUGAAGUGUGCGAGCGGUGGAAUGUUCGCGAUCUGCUCCUACGACCCGCCUGGGAAUUACAUGGACGAAAGCCCGUUCAGCCCCUCCAACCAGACUCACGCCGGAAAUUAAUCCGCCGCAGCGAUUGCCAUCGACGCCGGUGUCUCCGCCGCCGCCGACUGCGUCAACGGGAUCGGGCGCGCAGCCGGCAAUGCAUCCGCAAGGAGCGGGGAAGGCGUGAAGGAUUGGAAGGGUUUGUGGGUUGUCUAUUGGGCGCUGAGCUUUGGCCAAGGGUUUAUGAAUAGAAUGAAAUUAAUUAUUAAUUUAUUUAAUUUAUUUUUUAUAUUAAGUAUCAAAAUUUUAUGCUAUGAUCGGUGUGUUAUUCCUGAAUCAAUAUUUCAUGAAUAAAAUGUAAUAUUAAUUUGUUAAA
Malania oleifera is the source of this 1120-nucleotide messenger RNA. RefSeq names its product pathogenesis-related protein 1C. NCBI's taxonomy places the organism in Eukaryota, Viridiplantae, Streptophyta, Magnoliopsida, Santalales, Ximeniaceae. The transcript has a single exon. Gene Ontology annotation, cellular component: extracellular region. The record is from RefSeq and is a predicted model, not a curated record. The coding region runs from base 181 to 822 and encodes 213 amino acids.